This is a messenger RNA of Coregonus clupeaformis (lake whitefish), 1778 nucleotides long. Its product is annotated as palmitoyltransferase ZDHHC16A. The transcript has 10 exons. Lineage: Eukaryota; Metazoa; Chordata; Actinopteri; Salmoniformes; Salmonidae. The coding region runs from base 195 to 1271 and encodes 358 amino acids. Gene Ontology annotation, cellular component: Golgi apparatus. Gene Ontology annotation, biological process: protein palmitoylation. Gene Ontology annotation, molecular function: palmitoyltransferase activity. The record is from RefSeq and is a predicted model, not a curated record.
AUAGCUUCUCCCGGAAGUAAAAUGACUAUGACAAGGUAGAGGAGAAGCGUUUGUGCUAAGGAAUCUCUCACUCGAGAAGAUUGUCUCCCGUUCAAUUAUUAGCUUCCGUGUUAAUUCAACCUUCUUCACCUUGGUAUCAUGGCCAGAGGUAACACAUUUCUCACGGGUGACAUGCGAUCCUAAGAAAAAGCAGAAUGAGGCCGUGCCCCACCUUCCCACUGAUGCGUUGGCUGUGGUUGUGUGUGUGCACCAGACAGUGGCACUGCAGCAACAGCAAUGGCAACAACUGCAGACUACCGCUGUGUGUGAGGCAGAUAUGGGCCUACCUCAGACUGAUGGUCGACUCCCUCUAUUACAACUCCCUCACCAACUCUGACGUCGUCAUGGACUCACUGCUGGAACCCAUCAUCUGGAUGGUGGACCUACUCACCCGCAGGUUGGGGGCGGUGUUUGUAUGUCUGGUAGUGAUACUGACCAGUACUAUCCUGGUGGUAGUCUAUGUGGUUCUGCUGCCCAUGAUCUUCGACACGUACUCUCCAUCCUGGAUAGCCUGGCACAUCACGUACGGACACUGGAACCUUGUCAUGAUCGUCUUCCACUAUUAUAAAGCUACCAAUACUACCCCAGGAUACCCCCCUACGAUGAAAAAUGACUCUCCAUUUGUGUCCGUGUGUAAGAAGUGUGUCAUCCCCAAACCAGCCAGGACUCACCACUGUGCCAUCUGCAACACGUGCAUUUUGAAAAUGGACCAUCAUUGUCCAUGGCUGAAUAACUGUGUCGGCCAUUUUAACCAGCGCUACUUCUUCUCCUUCUGUGUCGCCAUGACCCUGGGCUGUAUCUACUGCAGCAUCAGUGGCCGGAACCUUUUCCUAGAUGCUUGUAGUGCUGUACAGAGCCCCUACCAGACUCCUCCCUUCACGUUCAGAGACGAGAUGUUCCACAAGAGUAUCAUCUACAUGUGGGUGUUAACCAGCAUGGUGGCUGUAUCUCUUGGGGGGCUGACUAUCUGGCACGCAGUGCUGAUAUCCCGAGGAGAGACCAGCAUAGAGAGACACCUCAACAACAAGGAGACCAAACGGAUGCGCAAACAUGGCAAGGUGUACAAGAACCCCUUUAACUAUGGCAGACUGAACAACUGGAAAGUCUUCUUAGGUGUGGCGAAGAAAAGUCAUUGGCUGACACGAGUCCUCCUGCCCUCUGGACAUGUCCCCUUUGGGAACAGCCUGACCUGGGACAUCUAUCCAAUCAGAAAAGACAUGAUGCCCAUCUGAGCCAAAUAGAAAAUAACUGAAUUGAGACUUCUACAAAAUGAGGCAAUGUUUGUCUGACCACUGACCCCACAGACUCUGUCCACAGAUAACUACAUCUCCCAGCGGCUCCUGCUCCCUACAUGUGCUGAAGUCACAUGACCAGGUUGUGUAGACGAGCAGGAGAGUGAAUAUUGGGAGGACUACAGGGAAGAGAUGGGGAAUGUUUGCUGCUCCCAAGUGAAACAACCCUACAAAAUGUAUCAACCCUGGUCCUGGCACAGCGGUCUGGGCUUGCGUAAUAAAGGCCUACCACACUCCAGCACUUGUAAUGAUGUGGGGAUGAACUGUUUCAUAAUGUUUUCAGACUGGACUACAGAGUCAUCAUAUUACUCAUAAAACCUAGAGGUCAAACAGGGAAAUGGUUCCAAUUGUUUUUCCACCAUUCACUUUUCCCAUAGGGGUUUUUAGGAACACUUAAAAUAAGGGCUUCUUGUAGGCUUACCCUGGUGUGAUGUUUUGAUAACUGUG